AUGCCGCGCCGUCACCCUGCUCAGGUUGUUGCUGCCGGUGUCGGCGUCGCGCUGUUGGCGGCUGUCGCCUCGUCGCGCUGUUGGCGGCUGUCGCCUCGUCCGCCGGAGGAGGUUGGGACUCGGUGGUGGGCUCCGUCGGGGGGACCUUCGUCUUCAGCGUCAUCUUCAUCCCCUGCAGGGCCUUCAUCCUUAGCAUCAUCCUCCUCACCGCCCUCCUCUUCAGGGUCUCCAUCUUCCUCAUCGUCUUCCUCCCCCUCACCAUCAUCUUCCUCCUCAGGGGCUCCAUCUUGCCCUCGCUGUCACCUGCCUGGCGUUGCCUUCCUCCUCGGGGCCACCAUCUUCCUCCUCACCACCCCCCUCGGGUUCUUCCUCCUCCCCCUUGGGGCCUCCAUCUUCAUCCCCAGGCCCUCCAUCCUCCUCCUCCUCACUGUCUUCCUCUUUGGGUUCUCCAUCCUCUUCCUCCUCAGGAGCUCCAUCUUCAUCCCAGGCCCUCCAUCCUCUUCCUCCUCACUGUCUUCCUCUUCGGGUUCUCCAUCCUCCUUCCUCUUCAGGCCCUCCAUCUUCAUCCCAGGCCCUCCAUCCUCUUCCUCGUCACCACCUUCUUCCUCCUCGGGUUCUUCAUCCUCUUCCUCCCUCAACACCGCCCCGCUCCUACUCAGUGUCACCUCCACCCUCUUCCUCAGCGCCUCCAUCAUCCCCUUCCUCUUCCUCAGCACCUUCAUCUUCCUCCUCGGGGCCACCGCCUUCCUCCCCACCACCCUCCUCCUCUUCCUCGGGUUCUGCAUCCUCCUCCUUGGGCUCUUCAUCCUCGCCGGGGCCUCCGUCUUCCCCCUCCCCACCCUCCUCCUCCUCGGGCCUCCCGUCUUCCUCCUUCCUCCCUCCAUCCUCUUCCUCUUUGCGUUCGUCGCCCUCUUCCUUCUCCCCUCCCCCCCCGACACACGCCGGCGGGUGACAGCAGGGACAGUCGGAGCGGUGCGACGGUUGGGCGUCACGGCGGGGGUUGUAGAAAUCUACAAGCGGAAGACAGAAGACACCCGUAGGGACAACCCCUGUAGGACCACCGCCCGUAGGACCAGGGACAGUCGGAGCGGUGUGACAGUCGGGUGUUGUGUGUGGGGUUGUUGAUGUCUACGAGGGGAAGACACGCAACACCCGUAGGACCACCGCCCGUAGGAACACCACCCGUAGGACCACUGCCUGUAGGACCAAGGACAGGUGGAGCGGUGUGACAGUCGGGUGUUGUGUGUGGGGUUGUUGAUGUCUACAAGGGGAAGACACACAACACCCGUAGGACCACCACCUGUAGGAACACCGCCUGUAGGACCAGGGACAGUCGGAGCGGUGUGACAGUCGGGUGUUGUGUGUAUGGGGUUGUUGAUGUCUACAAGGGGAAGACACGCAACACCCGUAGGACCACCGCCCAUAGGGUGAACAACACCCACAGGGGGAACAGUCGGAACGGUGCGAUGGUUCGGUGUCGUGGUGGGGGUUGUUGAAAUCUACAGGGAGAAGACACCACACACCCAUAGGACCACCACUGCCUGUAGGAACACCACCCGUAGGAUGACCACCACCCAUAGGGUGACCGCCGCCGCCUGUAGGACCACCACCCGUAGGAUGACCAUGGCCACCUGGAGGACCACCACCCAUAGGAUGACCGCUGCCUGUAGGACCACCACCUGUAGGGUGAUCACUGCCGCCUGAUAGGACCACCACCCGUAGGAUGACCACUGCUGCCUGUAGGACCACCACCCGUAGGAUGACUACGGCCACCUGUAGGACCACCCCCCGUAGGAUGACCACCGCUGCCUGGAGGACCACCACCCGUAGGAUGACCACCACCUGUAGGGUGACCAUGGCUGCCUGUAGGACCACCACCCGUAGGAGGACCACCACCCGUAGGAGGACCACCACCCGUAGGAGGACCACCACCCGUAGGAGGACCACCGCCGCCUGUAGGACCACCCCCCGUAGGAUGACCACCACCCGUAGGGUGAUCACUGCCGCCUGUAGGACCACCACCCGUAGGAUGACUACAGCCACCUGUAGGACCACCCCCUGUAGGAUGACCACCCCCCGUAGGAUGACCACCGCUGCCUGGAGGACCACCACCCAUAGGAUGACCACCACCCGUAGGGUGACCAUGGCUGCCUGUAGGACCACCCCCCGUAGGAUGACCACCCCCCGUAGGAGGACCACCCCCCGUAGGAGGACCACCCCCCGUAGGAGGACCACCCCCCGUAGGAGGACCACCGCCGCCUGGAGGACCACCACCCGUAGGAUGACUACAGCCACCUGUAGGACCACCCCCCGUAGGAUGACCACCACCCGUAGGGGGACCACCACCCGUAGGGGGACCACCACCCGUAGGGGGACCACCACCCGUAGGGGGACCACCACCCGUAGGGGGACCACCACCGCCUGUAGGACCACCACCCGUAGGGUGAUCAC
Numida meleagris (helmeted guineafowl) is the source of this 2451-nucleotide messenger RNA. RefSeq names its product A-agglutinin anchorage subunit-like. Lineage: Eukaryota; Metazoa; Chordata; Aves; Galliformes; Numididae. The transcript is spliced from 2 exons. Bases 1 to 1125 code for a protein of 374 amino acids. The record is from RefSeq and is a predicted model, not a curated record.